This is a messenger RNA of Myzus persicae (green peach aphid), 1329 nucleotides long. RefSeq names its product mitochondrial import inner membrane translocase subunit Tim23-like. The coding region runs from base 224 to 802 and encodes 192 amino acids. Gene Ontology annotation, cellular component: mitochondrial inner membrane; TIM23 mitochondrial import inner membrane translocase complex. Gene Ontology annotation, molecular function: transmembrane protein transporter activity. The record is from RefSeq and is a predicted model, not a curated record. The transcript is spliced from 4 exons. Gene Ontology annotation, biological process: protein import into mitochondrial matrix. NCBI's taxonomy places the organism in Eukaryota, Metazoa, Arthropoda, Insecta, Hemiptera, Aphididae.
UUCGUAGGAUGCUGUUGGUAGUGCACGGUGUAAUCAACUAAGCAUUUCUGGAUAGAUUAGCACUCAAUCGAGAUACUAUCCUUAUCUUUGUUACAGUCACCGCACUCUCAAUUUAUACUACUUAUAUGUGUACGAAACACUAUAAAAGUCACAACUUAAAACGGUUGUUUGUGAUUUUGUUUAUUUUGUUCUCAUUACUGUUCUUAGGACGACUACCAACAACAUGUUAGAUUUAAAAGACGACGAUAAAGAUAAUGAAAAAGGAGUAUUAUUGGUUCCAUCUCCAUAUUUAAAAUAUGACCCACGAAUUCAGCCUUCUCAACCAGAGUAUAUAUUUCUAGAAGGUGUUGGCUCUAAGAAACGGGGACGUUUUGAAAUGUGUUUCAUUGAAAUCGGUACAUGGUAUUCGGUGGGCUCUGCAAUCGGUGUUAUACGUGGAGCACAUAAUGGCAUGAAAAUCGUAUUGCGCGAUAAACAAACUCGCACAUAUAACAGAACACAAUUGUUGAAUAGCGUUUUAAAACAUGGAUCUAGUAUGUCAAAUAAAUAUGGAACGAUAAUGGUAUACUAUAGUAUUUUUGGGAUAAUACUAGAAAAUGCUCGAGGCCAACAAGAUGAUAUCUAUAAUAAUAUUAUUGCUGGAACAAGCACAGGACUUUUAUAUAGGUCUACAAGUGGUCUCAGAAGUUGUGGCAUUGGUGGUCUGAUCGGCUUCAGCUUAACAACAAUAUAUAGUUUGAUUUCAUCAAGGAUUAAAAUUAUUGAAGAUAUACGUGAAACCAUCAUACAUUUCAAAAACUGAUAACUAUAAAAUAUUUGAAAAAAAAUCACAGGUUUCCAAUGGCUCGUACUCUUGCCGAUAUUGUUCAACUAUAAUAAACUAUUGUACUAAAUUAAUAAUUAUUAUAUACACAUUAUACUCUUACAGUGGCGUGCCAAAGAGGGGAGGGGGUUGAGAAAAAGAAUGGUGAUAUUGAAAAGCAUGUUAUUAAAUAUGAAUAGUAUCUGUUGGGUACAUUUCAAUUACCCCCCUCCCCCCUGAUAAAUUUCUGGAUCCACUCCUGUACUUUUAUACGUAUUAUACGGUUAUGAAAUCCUGUCUUAAUUUUUUUUAAACUAUUAAUGUAUACAAAAAUUAGCCCUUUAAAUGUUAUCUUGAAUUUUCGUACAACUAAUAAGUACUUUAAAAUAGUUAUGAUAAAUGUCGUUCUUUAAAGGUUAUUUAUGUACUUAAUAAUCCAGAAAUAAUGUUAUUGACGAAAGAUGUUAAUAAAGUCUUAAGUCAUUAUACUCAAGUACACGUAUUAUAAUUUUGAUAAAUUCUAAGAA